Molecule: messenger RNA, 1410 nt
Organism: Plasmopara halstedii
Lineage: Eukaryota; Oomycota; Peronosporomycetes; Peronosporales; Peronosporaceae
Product: PWI domain
Exons: 3
Coding region: 1-1410 (469 amino acids)
Source: RefSeq, a predicted model, not a curated record
AUGGCGUCCUAUUCCAAGGGUUACGUGUUUCCACUGGCGCUUAAGGACACAUGGAAAGAGGAGCUCUCACACAAGACGCGCGAAAAGCUGACAGAGAUGCUGGGCGUCGAGGUAGAUAAUGUCAUGGCGGAAUACGUGAUUGUGAUGGUAAACAACAAGAAGAAUAUGGAGCAAAUUGCGCACGACCUCGUCGACUUCAUUGGUGACGAGUCAGCCGAGCAAUUUGCGGCCUGGCUCAGCCAACUACUGCCCACAUUUGAAUCUCAAGUUCUCCAGUCCAGCGAUGACGCUAUGGAGAUGAAGAUCUCGCAAUCUCCUGCAGAAGACGCACCUUUGCAAAAGAAACCGACGACUGAAGAAAAUACUCCGCCUAAGCGCAUAAUUAAUUUGAAGGGAAUCUCGUCAUCUGAACCACCUAAAAAGAAGACGGUCUCGCUUAGCAACAAUAAAGGCACAAUUCGCUCGCUGAAUUCUUUAAAGACUGACGCGGACGAUGUUAUCGCUCGACGGGCGCAACGAUUUGGUAUCGUGGAAAAGACUUCUGUUUCGAAGAGUACUUCUUUUUCAAACUCUGAAAGAAAUGAUCGCUAUCAACGUGAAGAAGGUAGAGCGACGAGUAACAAGCGGCGAGGAAGUGAGCGUGCUGAUAACAAAGAUGGCGGACGUCGCCUUUCACAGCGACUAGGUCCCCCAGUAAAUGUUCACCAGGCUAAACUUGACGCUCGUGAUACUUUGGGGUCACAUAAGAAGCAACGCAAGGAUCGGGACCGUAGUGAGGAAAAGCAGCACAGUGAUGGACAUCACAAUCGGAGAAAUGAUCAAGAUCAUGACAUGAACAGUGCAAGACGCAAGGAAAAAUCAAGGAAUGAUGACGCGGCACCACCCCUGCCACCGCCAGGUGAUAUGAAUGGCAAACAAGGCUACGGGCCAAUGGGUCCAGCCAUGGGGUUUCAGGGCGGUCCGAUGGGUUUUGGUGGUUACCCUGCGCCAUUUGGUGGUCCCAUGUUUUACCCUCCACCAGGAUUCAACCCGUAUGUCAUGGGCUUUCCUCCUCAAGGGAUCCCACCGUUCAGUGGUCGCGGCUACCCUCAACCUAUGCAGAAUGGACCGCGUGGUGCCCGACCUUUUCAGAACCGCAAGUGGGUUAACCCAAAUGUUGCUAAGGCUGAAGAAGCAAAAGAUAAGGGAGACCAGCCAGAAUCGGACGAACCAGGAGAGUUAGCCCAAUUCAACGCCAAUACAAAUACUGGUGCGCCAGCCUACACGCCACGUAAUCCAUACUUUUCAUCGCAGAUGCGUCCACGCUUUCAAAACAAGACUUGGGUGCGACAGGAUUCUACCAAGGAUGAGGAGCUGAACUCAAGUUUGCCCAAAACGCCACCUCAAGAGUUGCUGGAGAGCACCGACUAG